Gambusia affinis (western mosquitofish) is the source of this 5958-nucleotide messenger RNA. RefSeq names its product epsin 2 (gene epn2). Gene Ontology annotation, molecular function: phospholipid binding; clathrin binding. The transcript is spliced from 10 exons. Bases 605 to 2332 code for a protein of 575 amino acids. Gene Ontology annotation, biological process: endocytosis. The record is from RefSeq and is a predicted model, not a curated record. NCBI's taxonomy places the organism in Eukaryota, Metazoa, Chordata, Actinopteri, Cyprinodontiformes, Poeciliidae. Gene Ontology annotation, cellular component: clathrin vesicle coat; endosome; plasma membrane.
UAUGUCAUUUCCUCCUGACACAUCAAGCCGUCGCGGUCACACCCUUCCCGGCUACUACCCCCAACCUUUCUUACCCUGCCCGCCAUGUUCUGGAGUAGGAGGAGAAGAGGAGGAGAUACGUGUAGUCCUGGCUGUAGCCAGAUUAGCUUUAGCAGCACGCAGCUAGGCGGAGGCGCAACAAGCUCCUUGAACGCCGAAAUAAGUUCUCAGACGAGAUUCUUCUCCCCACUUGGAAUUGGUCUGAUUGUUUUUUUAAUGUUUACAUUUCUGGAGUAACACCAUAACCGGAUAUAGCGUGAAAAACUAUGGUGAUGGCGUGGUCUUGUGUACUGCCUGCACUGCGUGUGUGGAGAUGGUUUUAACAGAUGCUCUUCUGGAGGACUCAGGAACACUGCACUGGCCUGAAGAAACCUCUUAAGCAUACGUGACACUUUACACAAAAGGAUAAACGUCUAUCGAGGACACACAGACACGUGGACGUUACAAACUUCUCCUUCAUUCCCAACACUACUAGAGCCCAAGCGCCUCUCGCUUGUUUUUUUAAAUUUUAUUUUUAGAUAUAUAUAUAUUUUUUUUUCCUCUUUGUCGCAACCUCACCGCCACCAUGCCAAGCACCAUCCGCCGGCAGAUGAAGAACAUGGUCAACAAUUACUCUGACGCUGAGAAGAAAGUCAGAGAGGCCACGUCCAACGACCCGUGGGGCCCGUCGUCUUCGCUCAUGUCCGAGGUGGCCGACCUCACCUACAACGUGGUGGCCUUCAGCGAGAUCAUGAACAUGAUCUGGAAGCGGCUCAACGACCACGGGAAGAACUGGCGCCACGUCUACAAAGCCCUCACGCUGCUCGACUACCUGAUAAAGACGGGCUCGGAGAGGGUGGCGCUGCAGUGCAAGGAGAACAUCUUCGCCAUCCAGACCCUCAAGGACUUCCAGUACAUUGACAAAGACGGCAAAGACCAGGGCAUCAACGUCCGAGAGAAGAGCAAGCAGCUGGUGGUGCUGCUGAAGGACGAAGAGCGCCUUAAAGGAGAGAGGUCUCAGGCUUUGAAGACUAAGGAGCGCAUGGCCCAGGUGUCCACAGGGAGCACUCAGAUGGGCUUCGGCCGAGGCUCGUCCCAGCCCAACCUCUCCACAUCCUACAGCGAAGAGUACGGCAGGUCGGAGGGCUCCCCCGCCUCCUACCACGGCUCCACGUCUCCCAAUGCGGGCUCAGAGCUGGAGCAGGCCAGACCUCAGACCAGCGGAGAAGAGGAACUCCAGCUACAGCUUGCCUUGGCCAUGAGCAGAGAAGCAGCCGAGCAGGAGGAGCGCCUACGCAGAGGUGACGACCUGAGACUACAGAUGGCCUUGGAGGAGAGUAAGAAAGAAGGUCCAGGCUCAGCGAAGCUCCCCAAGAAGAAGAAAGAGCCACAGUCAUCUUUGAUGGAUCUAAUGGAUGUCCCUGAGCCAGGUCCCAAGUCUGACCCCUGGGGGAUGGGGGGCGGGGCUGGAGCCAGAGCUGCAGCUGCAUCAGGAGACCCGUGGCAGCCUUAUGGCUCUGCCCCUCGGCCGUCGGUGCCACCCGACCCCUGGGCUGCUCCUGCAUCUGUGCCUGCCAUGAAGGCCAGCGACCCCUGGGCAAACUCCGCUCCGGCGUCCGACCCCUGGGGUUCUGGAGCUGGCCGCCCUAAAACCUCCAACACAGGUAACUUUGACCUGUUCAGUACAUCCAAUGGUACAUCCAAGGAAGACUUCUCAGAGUUUGACAGCCUGCGCUCUUCCUCCUCUGUCCCCACUGCCGACGCAGGCAUAACGUCCUCUCUCCCCUCCCAAGUCAGUCUGGCCAGUAGCGGCAGCCUGGACCUCUUCGACCCGCUGCCCACUUCCACUUCGAUCUCCUCGAACCCGACCAGAAAGACUCCGGAGUCCUUCCUGGGACCCAAUGCAGCGCUGGUCAAUCUGGACUCUCUGGUGACCAAACCGGCUCAGCCCGCGCCCGUUGUUAACCCGUUCUUGGCUGCUACAGGCGGCUCGGCUCCUGCUCUUGCCCCCCUGGCCAACCCGUUCCAAAUGACCCAGCCGGUUCCCCCCACUCUGAACCAGAUGCGCGUCAGCCCGAUGCCCUCCGGCUUCGGCAGCAUGGCCGAGCCCAUGCCUCUGGCCUCUGUGCCAGAUCAGCCCGUCGCCAUGGUCCCCCUGGCAGGGAUGGCCCCCAUUGGCCACGGGAUGCCCGGCACGGGGGGCGGCGUGGGCGCAGGGAUCCCACCCUCCAUGUCGAUGCCUCAACCGUUGAUGAGCAUGCCCCCCCAGGCCGGGUCACAACCUGCCGGAACCACCAACCCCUUCCUCUUGUGAAAGGAGGACCCACGUUCUCCUUCACUUGCUCCUCCCGACACGAACAAGGAGAUAUUUUACCCCGUGUAUCCAUUUAUAAGCCACUCCCAGCCAGGAGCCCGACUAAAAUACUUCCUGACUCUUUUCUGCUCCUGUCCUGCUCAGCUACAAGCUGCCUAGUCUUGUGAGUUCCAGGCUGAUCCUAAUAUGAUGCUGGCGACCACACAGAUCUUUGCACCCGUCUACGGACUUCAGAGUUUCCGCCAGGGUGGGACUGGACCCAGUUUCUCCUUCCGUUCUUCCUCUUGUUCACCCUUCGGACUGCUCUUUUCCUCUCUUUGUGAUGGGGUGACCGGAGAGUCAGCCUGUACUAAUUCCAGCAUCUUAUCUCUUCUCUAGAACUAAUCUUUUAUAAGCUCUAUCCGCUCUAGUGUGUCUGCGUGUGUCCGUGUGUGAGCGAGUGCACAUCUCAGUGGUUUUACACUGUGUAUAUCCCAGUGAGUUUUCCUCCAACACACUGGAUUAAGGAUGAGAGAUGUGUUUAUACUCCCUGCGUGUAUGUUGUGUGUAUUACAAAGCAGGAAUUUUGCACAAUUUUUGCUUUUUUUUUUUUGUGUUUGUUUUCUUUUUUUUUCUUUUCAGCGACUGUUGGACUCACCGUUACACCUUAGCUCACAGAGUAAGUCUGAUUAAAACAAACGACAAGGCACACCCGCACACUGCCCCGGCUCUUGGUACUAACUCAGUCCGAACCCUUCAUCUUCACUUUGGACCUUCUUUUAUUCCUGACCUGAACCUUGACCACCAGGGGGUCACGAAAUUGAAAAUGAAACACUCCCUUAGAGGAAACGGAUCUGCUGCGUUCAGUCCUGAAGGAGAGGCCGGGAAAGAUGUUUUCUGACGUGCGUACGUGUUCGUACGCAGUCCUGCUGUUGCCGCUCGGAUACCAACAGCCACACAUCAGAGCGUUUUUCUACAGCGUCUCCAGCCCGGUCAGCCAUUUUUUUUAGAAGAGAAAGACGUACUGUGUCAGUAUUUUUUCCGAGUCGAACAAGCGGAUGCAGGUGGAACAAUUUUUUUUUCAUUAUUUUCAUUCUUUUGAAUUUUCCAGGAAUAAAAUGGAUGAGGGACAGUGUGUGUGCGCACAUUUAGCUUCCAAGUGUACUUUUCCUCAAGUUUUUUCUCUAUUUUCACCUUGUGUUAGAAUUUGCUACCUAAAACAAAGGGCAGUUUAGUUAACUUAUUAACUAACUAAUGAAGAGGUCUCAGCCUUGAGAAGAACCUUCACGUUCAACAGGACUUUUCGUUUUUAUAGGUAAUCUAUUAGAUCAUCACCCGGUCCUGUUUCACACACGCGCACACACACCCCCACACACACACAUACAGGACUAUUAAUAGCACAGGGGAAUCCCAUAGCAAACAACAAUGUAAACGGUUGGUUCUUACUUUAUUUUUUACGUUACUAAAAAAAGCCGUGUUUUAGUAGUUUCUCCAUUUUCAUUCUGGUUUUGUUUUCGUGCCGCCCUGUGGGUCGGUCAUGUUACUCCUAGAAGCACAACUGUUACCGAAGUCAUAGCGACUGAUUUAAAAAUAAUAAUAAUAAUAAUUUUAUUUUCUUUUGUGACGGUAAGUGGAACAGUAAGGUCACACUUAGUUAGCAUUACCUUUUAAUUUUUUUUAUUUUUGCUAUUAUUAUUAAAGGUUAUGAUUUAAGAGGCUCUCUGAUGAGACAGGUUCAUAACUCUUCUAAUUUCCGCCUUUGUCAAGUGUUUAUGUAAUUGAAUAGUGUUACUUUUUGGCUGAUUAUAUAUAGAUUUGCAGAAAGCAAGUUUGAGCUUCCCUGUCUCUUCUGCUGGUAAAGAAAAGUGGGUUGAUGAGUUGUGGCUUAAAAUAAAAUGCACAGGUUUUGUAGACUUUCCCCAUUCAUUUUCUUUUAAAGGGACAGUUCCUUUUUCUGUUAAGUUCUGCGUCGUAAUUUACGGCAAUAGCUUCCUAUCCUAUAGUAGACAGAUGCUGUUUCAUAGGGAGCUUGCACAAAAAAAAAAACCUGAAGAAAGCCUGGCAGCUAGUCAUAAAAAACCUGCUCUGAUUUUAGUCAUUUCAAGCAAACAUUCAUAUCCAGUAGAUGUUCUCUGAGCAUGUAUUCAUGCUAGAGUUGCAACUGCUGUAUAAGUCCCCCUGAUCACAGGCCUGCACCUCUGAAAAAUGUGACAAAAUCCAAAAAGGUAUGCCCUUCUUUUACAAGUGGAGGGAUACAGCCGGCAGCCAUUUUAACUUCUACAUAGAAACAUGUUGCAUUGAAUAUGGCGUGACUGCAGUACUACCUGGAAGGGUAGCACAUUUAAUUUUAAGCAUUUGGCAAGUAUUGAAUAUUUGAGUUUCCCAACUUUGUUCCUUAUUCUUAUUACAUGAACUGGUUCUUAAUCACAAAGAUUCCCCAUUGGGUUGUUUCAUGAUCUGCACAAUUUGUGGUGGAUGUUUUGCAUUCAGCUGUCCAGGAAAAUCCAAAGGUUUGACCCUGGAAAUUUUCCAAGUGAAAUAUUGAUAGGACCCCAUGAGCUUAAACCGUUUGAAUUCAACUUAUUUCAAGUUGCUAAAAUGAGUUGAAACAGAGGUUUGUCUCUCCCUGCUGCCCAGCCUCCAGUUUGAAGAUUUCUUCUCUGUUCUAUAAACCCACUGUGACAUUUCCAUCCAUCUGCUACAGGUUAUGGAUCCAUUACUGAUGACUUCACAGUCCUUCACUUCAGAAUGUUCAAAUAGUCCCUUUAAGUCUGUGGGGUGUUCAAACUUUUUUUUUUUUUUUUUUGCUUACUUCCAUUUGGAUUGGGUUGUCGCCUCCUUGUGGUAUGAUGUGGCUUCACUGCAGAUCUUUGGAUAAUUCCACUGAACGCAGACCUCCCCAUUUCUCUCAGGCAAAACAAACAAACAAAAAAAAAAAAGAAGAAAAAAAAAGAGGAGCUGCUCCAAGUGUGUAUGAUAUGGGACAUUCUUGACGCGGCUAUGACGGUUUUUGUGCUCGGACUCUCGAACGAACGGGUGUGAAACAUACUUGUAAAACCAGCAAAUGUUUUAAUCUCUAGAAAACAUUAUGCAAGCUUAGUGAGGGGUAGGGAGAGAAGAGGGACUGGAGUUGCUAAUAAAAGUCUGUACUGAAAUAUUGAAAUAUUAAUAACCAGAUUUCAUCACUGUGGUUCAGUGAAAGCGUGACCCGUGCAGUGAGCGCCUCCGAGUCAUGUACUAAAUAUGUUUUGUUUUUUAUUUUCUUUGUUCUUCUCCAGAGAACUAACUGACUUCAUGAGCUGUCUUGUCUUUAUAAGUAUAAACUGACUCCUUUUAUUCCCUUCUCCUGUCUGACUAGUUACUCUUUUCUUAGUACUGGGAGCAGACUUUCUUACUUUUUUUUUUUUCUUUUCUGCUCUACCUGUUGGCAUUAUAACUGUAUAAUAUAAUUUAUCAUUUGUACUAUUGUAACAUACUGUUCUUCUGUAUACCUUAUUAUUCUGUGUAAUGGGUUUUUGUAGGAAACAAAAAAAAAACAAGUGGUAUUUUAACGGCCUCUAAACAAGCAAGCACAGCUGACCGAACCCUGUUUGGAUGAGGACAACCGUAGCUGUGUUGGUUCAAAAAAUAAAAUGUAUUUCACUUCA